GCACUCUCAAGCUUUAAGCUCCAUGUGACUGCCGCUCCAGUUUUCUUUAAUGUUCAUGUCUUCGAAAGCAUUGUCAUUUCACUCUCCUUUGAAGCAUAUUGGAGUAAACAUCAGGAUUUUUGAAAAACCACACCCUGGCUCCAGUCUUUAUUUGAAGGGAGUUUGGCUUGCUGCUAAAUUGUGUUCACACAUAUGGAAACACACAAGGAGAGCAGUACAGUGAAAUGACAAACUCAGCUGGCUGAACAUCUUGGCAGAAGCGUACAGUAGCAAAUAGUGAGCAUCAUGGCUGAAAGGUAUCCAAAAGACACCACGUUAGGAAAGAUACAAAGUAAAAGUAACAGAGCAUCUGACACAUCCUCUAAAAGUUCCAUAAGAACUUCAAGAUCCUCAAGAUCUUCAGUUGGUGUUGCUGCAGCACGCGCUAGAGCUAAGGCAGAAGCAGCACGUGCACGAGUUACCUUUUCAGAGAGAGAAAUUGCAAUUAAAGUGGACUCAGCAAGACUACAAGCUAAUUUGGAAGCCCUACAUCUGGAAAAAGAGGCUGCAGCUGCUAGUGCAGAAGCGGAUAUAUUAGAAGCAGCAGCAGAGUUUGAGGAUGAGGAGCCAUAUGAAAGGAAAAGUCACUCUUCAUCAGCACAAAGCACAAAAAAACGUGUUUGUGAUUAUGUCAGGGAUCAAGCUACAUAUCUCAGUGAGCAGGCCGACUUAACCGCUGAUCAGUCUCAUGAUUGCAAAUCUGAACCAGACCAAGUAACGGAUCAGAACCAGUUUACCUCUCAAACUGAACCAAAUAUAGUGCAUGUGAAUGAUGACCAGUAUGUCGUACUUGAUGCAUGUUCUACAUCUCCAUCUCUAAGAGUGCCAAAACUGCAACAAGUAAAACUCCCAAGAAACAUGAAAAAAGAGUCAAUAGAAAUACCAGUCAGCAAUAAAUGGCAGCAACAGGCUAAGUGCAGUGGUGUAUCCAGAUCUUUGCCACAACACUCAGAAACUUCAGGCAUGAUGGACCUAGUGAAAUAUCUUGCACGUCGUGAGCUGGUGAGCAGUGGUUUAACACGCUUUGAUGAUCACCCUGAAAGUUACAGAGCCUGGAGGUCCUCUUUUAUCAACACAAUCAAAGACUUGGGUCUUACGGCCAGUGAGGAGCUAGACUUGUUGUCAAAGUGGCUUGGUAAAGAAUCUUCAGAAUACGUAAGACAUCUCAGGGCAGUUCACAUAGGAAACCCAGACACAGCCUUGAAAAUGGUCUGGAACAGACUUGAUGAAUGCUACAGCUCACCUGAAGUAAUCGAAAGUGCGUUGUUUAAGAAGUUAGACAGUUUUCCCAGGAUUUCAGGUAAAGACAACCUCAAAUUAAGAGAGCUAGGAGAUCUUUUAAUGGAGCUUCUCUCAGCCAAAGACGACGGCUAUCUACCAGGUUUAGCCUACUUAGACACUGCUCGCGGCAUCAGGCCCAUCGUUGAAAAACUGCCAUAUACCUUACAAGAGAAAUGGAUUUCUCAAGGCUCAAAGUUCAAAGAAGAAUUUGGUCUCACUUACCCUCCUUUCUCGUUCUUUACUCAGUUCAUUUGCAAUCAUGCUAAAACACGUAAUGAUCCCAGCUUUGCCUUUUCUAGUAGUUGCCGCCCACAGUAUGAAGGGCUCACUGUAAACCGCUCUAACUUCAAGACGCCAGUGUUGGUGCACAAAACUGAAAUCUCUCAUAGUGCAUUUCAAGACAAAAUGCCUUCUAAAGAUGAUCCAGCCAAAUACUGUCCUAUACACAACAAACCUCACCCUUUGAGGAAAUGUCGAGGCUUCAGAUUGAAAACCAUCGAUGAGCGAAAAGCAUACCUAAAAGACCAAGGGAUCUGCUUUAGGUGCUGCUCUUCAUCAUCACACUUUGCUCGCGAUUGCAAAGUCAUUCUAAAAUGUGAUGAGUGCAACAGUGACAGUCACAACUCAGCUCUGCAUCCUGGUCCUAUGGUCCGUGCUGCUGGAUUAUGGCUUAUUGGAGGAAAGAGAUGCAUAAGCAGUAUUCUUCAUGGAUGUGUAACCUGUCGUAAACUUCGUGGUAAACUUGAAAUGCAGAAAAUGUCAGACUUGCCACCAGAACGACUAAGUGUGUCACCACCCUUUACUUACACUGGCUUAGAUGUCUUUGGGCCUUGGACAGUGGUAGCUCGCCGAACAAGAGGAGGUCAAGCUCUCAGUAAACGCUGGGCGGUGCUUUUCACCUGCAUGAGCACCCGUGCAGUUCACAUUGAAGUCAUUAUGUCUAUGGACUCUUCGAGUUGUAUCAAUGCACUUCGCAGGUUUUUCGCGAUCCGUGGCCCUGAAAAACAACUGCACUCAGACUGUGGAACCAACUUUGUUGGUGCUUGCAAUGAUGUUUGA
Molecule: messenger RNA, 2379 nt
Organism: Carassius auratus (goldfish)
Lineage: Eukaryota; Metazoa; Chordata; Actinopteri; Cypriniformes; Cyprinidae
Exons: 2
Coding region: 286-2379 (697 amino acids)
Molecular function (GO): nucleic acid binding
Source: RefSeq, a predicted model, not a curated record